Lactuca sativa (garden lettuce) is the source of this 1158-nucleotide messenger RNA. It is a transcript of the gene 5-FCL, whose product is annotated as 5-formyltetrahydrofolate cycloligase. Lineage: Eukaryota; Viridiplantae; Streptophyta; Magnoliopsida; Asterales; Asteraceae. Gene Ontology annotation, biological process: tetrahydrofolate interconversion; folic acid-containing compound biosynthetic process. Gene Ontology annotation, cellular component: mitochondrion. Gene Ontology annotation, molecular function: 5-formyltetrahydrofolate cyclo-ligase activity. The record is from RefSeq and is a predicted model, not a curated record.
UUUAUGUAAUAAAAAAUGGUCAGAAAACUGAGGUCACAUGGGUUCGUCGUACAAAGGGUUCAGGAAGUUGUCGCAGUGAUCAUGUCCCACCAGUGCACAAUAGCAAGACCCGCAUUUCCCCGCGCCCUCUCCUGUACUCGCUCUCUUAUCCUGCGCCCACAACUGCCUUCUUCCUCCUACGCUCUUCCUCGCUCCUCCGCCGCCUCAGCCACCAUGACCACCCAGGACAAUCACCUCGAAGCCAUAUUUACCCAGAAACGGGUUCUCCGAUCGAAAAUCAAGAAGGAUCUCAGAUCAAUGGACCCCGCCCUUAGAUCUCACGAAGAUGAUGCAAUUCAGAAUCUGAUAUUGGAAGCUCCAUGGUUCAAGUCUUGUAAGGGAUUAUGUGCUUACAUAAGCUGUAGUGCAUUGAGAGAAGUUGAUACGUCAAAGAUGUUGCAGCAUAUCUUACAGAAUCCAACAAAAGAUGGUGAAACACAAACCAGAAAGAAACUUUAUGUUCCACGGGUGGAGGACAAGAAUUGCCACAUGAGAAUGCUAAAUAUUUGUGGUAUGGAUGAUUUAAUUGCAAACUCCAUGAACAUUUUAGAGCCAGCUCCAGUUGAUGCCAAUGGGAAUGAUCGUGAAGAUGUGAUGCUUGCAAAUGAACCUGUUGACCUGCUCCUGUUGCCUGGACUUGCCUUUGAUAAAACUGGAAGGCGAUUGGGCCGUGGUGGAGGUUACUACGAUACCUUCCUCUCAAAAUACCAAGAACUUGCAACACAACGAAACUGGAAGCAGCCUCUUCUAAUUGCACUAUCUUAUUCAGUGCAAAUAGUAGAAGAAGGCGUUAUACCAGUCACCCCAAGUGAUGUUUUCAUAGAUGCUCUCAUAUCCCCCUCGGGUUUCAUCCCUAUUAGCCCUGUGGCUCAACAGAUUUGUCAUUCAGACAUUACUUUAGCCUAAUCGUGUCAUCUCUUUUGAAUUCUUAUACAAGAAUGCUGUGUUUUGACCAUCAAGCUGGAGUUUGCACGUGUUGUUUGUGUAAUUUGUUGUGUUUAGUUGAACAUUGCUAUUUCUUGGUAACAUGGUUGCCAUUAUUGUAAUAACUCCCUCAUAGUGAAGUAGGAGUUUAUAAUUUUUCUUUAAUGAGAAUUUUGAUAUAUUUAUAGUUUAUAA